Molecule: messenger RNA, 19541 nt
Organism: Phaedon cochleariae (mustard beetle)
Lineage: Eukaryota; Metazoa; Arthropoda; Insecta; Coleoptera; Chrysomelidae
Source: the annotation of a GenBank genome assembly
GCGCGUCAGUCAAUCACAAGCGUAAUGAUAAAAUGGUGUCUCGUUUCUACGUGCAGUUUACACAAAAUUUAAUUAGUUUCUUGUACAUAAUCAGUAUUAGAAAUAACAAUAAGUAAUGAUAAAUUGAAAUAGAUGUGAUAUCCGCUGUAGUAUAAUCCGCAAGAGUGAGAAAAACGGUGAAAAUCGAAUAGUGAUUGGAUUGGAACGUCUAAAAACGAUCAACGGUGUUCAUGCUCCAUGGUAAGUUCGUUUGUUUUUGAUAGUUGAUUAGACAUCUUAGCAUGCCCUGGUUUAUGAGAAAAAUCUUUGUGAAAUUUUCAAUAACAUGUCGUGUAGGUGAAAUUAUCGAUAUUGAAAACCCUUUGCCAUUAUUGGCUAUACGAAAAUCAACAUUUCUUCUUGAGAUAUCACCUGAUUGGUUGUGUUUCCACAACUAAAUACCGAACUGUAUUAUUCUAACCAAUUAUUAAGUAGUCUCUUUUCACUCAUUACGUUAAGUGUAAAGUGCUUGUGUAUUUAUAAGCGUCCUGAAAAUACUCCAGGAUUGUGUAAAAAUGGAAAUCGAGCGGAGAUGCUCUAGUGCGAUGAGCAACGACGCAGGCCCGAAGCUAUGCGACGGCGCGUAAGGCGAUGGACUCCUACGACCUGUUCGGCGAAGAUGGCGGCGGCAUGCUGGAGGGGCUGCCCGACCUGGGCGGCGGGACGGGCGGCGGUGGAGCGGGCGGGGCGGGGCAGGCCGGCGGCGGCGCCUUCGACGCGGCGGUGACGGGCGGCGGGGCGGGCAGGGGCGCGCCCUACGCGCAGCAGCAGCACACGCAGCCUUCGGGCUACCCGCAAGACUCCCCCCUCCAGAAACUGUCGACCUUCGGGGGAGGCGGCGGCGCGCCUGACUUCGGCCACAUGGAUGCAAGUGCGCUCGCCGCCGCCCAGAGCGCGUACGCGCAGGGUUACGGCGCGGGGGGUGGUCCGGGGGCGGGGCCUGAUCGGCCGAUGGGCCCGCCUCCCGGCGCCGCCUACCAGCACCAGCGCCAGAUGAGCAGGGCGGGGCCGGGGGCGGGGCCCGGCGCUGGCGGGGGGUAUCCCUAUCAGACGGACAAUAUGUACUCGAUGCCGGACGUGCAGGUAAGCAGUAUGGGCGAUACUAGCAACAUGCAAGCUGCCGCAGCAGCCGCCGGCUGGAGCCAGCACGCUGCUGCAGCCGCUGCGGCCGGAUAUCCCGGAAUGCACAGGUACACCCAAAUGAACCAGUAUCGCCAGCAAACGAUGGCCGGCUAUCCCCACCAGCAGGAACCGAAACAGCAAUUUGCAGCCGGCCAGCACCCAAUGAUGCAGCAACCGCACCAGUCCGCCUAUCAGAUGCAACAAAGACACGCCCCGCACUACCCACAACCCUCAUCGGGUUACCCCACGUCUGCCGCCAGCCAGAGCUAUGCGGGCUACAUGCACCAGAGGCUGCCACACCACCACCAAUACCCGCAGUCCCACCAUCAGAUGGACAUGUCCUCUGUCUCGCAGAGCCAACAGUACGCUCAGAUGAGCCACAGUCAGGGCUUGUCUCACGCCGCUGGGCCCACCGUCAGUCACAUGGGACAGACUCCCCAUUCAGUGGGCCACGCCUCUGCACAAAGCCACGUCAGUGCCCCACAACCGAACCCGCAGGCUCCUAGUCCGAUGGGCCAUCCCGGUUACGGUCAGAGCCAUCAGGCCAUGCAGUCGAUGCAGCGGCCGAUGGAAGUGCCGCCGUCCAGUCAACAGCAGUUCCAGGCGAAGCACUCUGCCGGACCGAUGGGAAACGUCAGUCCCCAGUAUCGGGCGCCUUUUCCGCAGUUGUCGCCUCAGAUGUCUCCUAGACCGCAAAUGUCGCCGAGGCCCCCUCCGACUUCGUCGCAAAUGUCGCCACGGCCGGUCAUGUCGCCGGCCAAACCGAAUAUGUCCCCGCAUCCUCCCAGCACCCAGAGUAACCUGAGUCCCAGGCCUGCUAGCAGUCUAACGCCGAAGGUGACUGCGGUUUCUCCAGCUCCAAUGCCUCCUUAUUCGCAACAAAGUACGUUGCAGGCCCUCGAACAGAUGGUGAUGCCGCCAUCGAGCAACAAUCCCACAGAGUAUCCGCCCUAUCAACCGAGAAAUUCCUUGGGCCCGCCUCCUGGGCCUCAAAAUCCGCUGAGUCCUGCGAUGGGAAUGAGGACCUUGAUGGCCGCCGAGCAGCAGUGGCCUCCUGUGCAGUCGAGGCAAUCCUCGCAUUUGCCCAGCUUGAACGGUGGGCCGAUGGGAAUGAUGGAGCAGAAUUCAAUUCCUACCAGUCAAUCGAUUCCGCCGACUCAAUCUCUACCUCCAUCCAGUUUAGCGAAUACCCAAAUGUCUCCAGCGCCUAGUUUGAAUGUGGGUUUCGGUAAUGACGAUCUGAGGAGUGAUAUUAGCAAAACUGGUACUCCUUUGCCGGAUAUGCUGGCCAGAGAGAAAGAAUCGUCUGCUUCUCAAGGUGUGCCGGUCAGUAGCCAGAGCAGUUUUACUUCGGUUCCUUCGCCAACAACUAGUAUACCUGAUAAGAUGCCGAGUAGCACCACAAACACUGAAAUGAUGAUACCAACAUCGGCACCUUCGGUAUCCUCUCACCCGCCAACCCCUACACCUACUUCUACGACCGACGACAAUAUUACAAAUACCCAAGAGGCUAGUCUUCCUUCCAACAGUGAUUCUGUGAAACAGAUUGACGAGUUGAGCAACACUAGUUCCACGUCUCAGCAACAGACACCGAGUCAAAGUAGCACAACGAAUAAUUUCACCGAUUUUAACUGCGUUUCAAGUAUGACGGGCUAUACGAGUCAGCCUAGUACACCUAAAACUAAUAAGAUGGACGAUCUGGUACAAUCGAAUGUUUCCAUGUUUAGUCAAGACAACUCGGUUUCUCAAGAAUCUCUACCAGAAUCCAAUAAAUCUGAGCACAGUUCAAUACAUUCACCGAGGCUCCAAUCACCUAUGAGUCAGAAUUCUAUGCCAUUGCCAUCCAACAUAAUGAGUAACCAAAGAGAUAAUCGGACUCCUUCAUAUGGCAUGAAUCCAAAUGUUUCUUCACCAUCACCUACUCAGUCCCACUCUAUGUUGAGUUCUAAUAGGCAAUCGCCAAUUUCACUUGGCCACAACGUAACUCCCAGUCAAGUACCGACGUCACAAAUGCUACCUAAUAUAUCCCAACAUUUAAGUAAUAUCCAGCAACAAAACCUACAGGGAGCUCAGCAGACUAAUAAUGCCAAUCAACAAAACCUUCAACUAGCACCUAGUAAUAUAGGGCAACAAAACCAGAUGAGUAAUUCUGGCAGGAAUAGUCCCAACAGUAAAAGUAGCAUAUCUAGUCCUCCACCAGUUACAUCCAUGCAAAAUAUUAUUUCCGGUAUGUCGAGCCACAGUAAUUUACCGAGAAUACCUAGUCCGAGGAACGUGUCUAGUAUGAUAACUUCCCCAGGAACAAACCCAUCAGGACAGAUCCAUAUACCGGGGAUUGGUAACUUCCCGAAUAUGGUUCAAAAUAACAUGCCAGGCAUGCUUGGUCAAAGUCAACCACCAAUCUCUAUGGCCAAUCAAAAUACACCUAUUGGCCAAAACAUGAUGCCUUCAGUGCAAGGACAAAUCUUGUCCCCGAUGUCAAUGAGCGGACAAAAUAAUUUGUCAAAAAUGGCUGGACAAAACGACAUACCAGCAAUGUCCGUGCAAAACACCUUAUCUUCACUGCCUAGUCAACACAAUAUUCCCGGAGGACAAGCUAACAUCACCAAUAUCCAAUCACCUCCUCCUCAGUCUAACAUGUCCAUGAUGCCUGGGCCUCAGAACAUUCAAGGACAAAAAAUCCAGACGCCACCAAUGCAGCUGACACAACUGGGAUCUUUACCGCACGGUCAAAUGCAGAAUCCGAACUUGCCGCCCCAUGGGGCCAUGCCUCCGACUAGCAAACCAGGUGGUAUGUUCGACCAAGGAAGCCCGAUGAUUGGUCCUAACGGCAUGCCAGUCAACCCCAACAGGGGUAUGCCUCCCCAUGGACUGUCUAUGGGGCAUCCUGCAUUGGGCGUGGGAAUGACCGGGCAUCCUGGAAUGAUGGGCAUGAUGCCUGGUCCAGACAUGCCGGGUUAUCAAACACCGAUAAGUCAUCAUCAAGAGAGAGCAGCCUUGCAGCAGCAAUUGCAGGAGAUGUAUUGUAUGCCACCAGGUCCAGAUCAUCAAGAGAAAAUCACUUUCCUUCAAGACAGACUGAAUAUUUUGAGCCAACACGAAGCGACCGAUCAAUGUAACGGAGGGCCACAGUGUAUAUUGCAAAGUCCAAUAUUCGCAUCGCCAAUGAUCGAUAGUCCUCAGGUCACCAGUACAACUGGUCGAGGUAGAGGAAAGGGUCCUCCAAAGCCGAGAAAGCCAAGAGCAAAAAAGGGCGAAAAAGUAGCAUCGCCGAUUCACAUGUCCCCUGUCAUGAACGUUAUGAACACGUUAAUGCCUAUAGGAAUACAGCCGCCUCAACAACUCCCUGUCUCUGAAGAUUUCGUAACACCAGGGGCUGGAUUGAGCAUACCCUCUGGUGAAAUGGCAGACAUCGGCAUAGAUCCACUUACGGGAGCACCAGAAAAAAAGAAGAAGGGUAGGAAACCUAGAGGUCCUAAUAAGACUAAAGAAAUGAUGAGAGAUCCCGGUGAACCGACUUCCCCGAAAGAAGUGAAAGCACCAAAGGAGCGAAAGAAAAGGGAACCGAAAGAUUCUAAAGAACCCAGAGUAAAGAGGAAAUACGUUAGGAAAAAGAAACCUGGCGAAUCUGAAGAAAGCGCUACCGAUGAAUCGUUCAACAAAUCUACCGAGAGCAUGGAUGAUUUGUCUGCUUGUCUGAUGGAAAGUAAACCUUCUGAAGAGGCGGAAGCUGAAGCUGAAGCUGAGGCCGAAUUAGAUACGGAAGCAGAAGCAGCAGUAGCUCCGCCCGACACCAAACAAGAAGAUCCAGACUCUCAGCCACAGCCUGAAAGUUCUGGUACAACCGAAGAAGAGCCCAUAGAAAGGCCCGAAGAAAUGCAGGCUGAUUCCCAAACACCCGCUGAAGGCGCCGCCUUGUCCGAGGUGGCAGAAGACGAACCCAAAAAGGACGAAUACAAUUUCGAGGACCAGCCUAGUCCGGAAAUAGAGGAACUCCCCAAAAGAACCAGAAAACCUAGGAACCAGAAGGAGAAGAAAGUCGUCCCGACCAAAACGAGAUCGAGACGCAGCGCCGGCUCUGGUCGUAGACGCAGAGGAACCAUCAUUCCCGAAUCCGAUCCCGAGAACGAGGAUAUGGUCUCGACCCCACCACCGUCGCCGCCUGAUGAUGGCGAAUGUUCGUCGAAACGUCGUUCGGCGAGAAACACACAACGGAAAAAGUAUAUCGAUGAUGUUAUGAUCAGGUUUUCCGACGACGACACUCCUGUCACGCCUACUAGAAACAGGAAGGCUGUUGUCCCUGCCGUACCACCUGUUGCCACCCCAUCGCGUUCGGAAUCUCCUCCCCCUCUGGCACCCACAGAUGAAACUACUUCCUCUUCAACAGAUCCAAAGAGUCAGAUGAACUACGUCUACGUGAAUACCACCGAGGAAGACUCUAUGGUCGUUCAGUAUGUUUUGUGCUCGAGAAUGUCUAAGCGUAAGAUGACUAAAGAACAAUUACUCAAGGAUAAAACUGUUGAAACGAAAGAUGAAUUGAAGGAGGAAAAAGAUGAUGAAACAUCCGACGAUGAAGAAGAUAAAACAACGAAGGUGGAAGAAAAGCCUAAAGUAGAAGUGGAAACUGAUAAAGGAGACAUUUUGGAAACGGUAGAUGUUGAAGAAUACUAUGUCAAGUAUCGGAACUUCUCUUACUUGCACUGUGAAUGGAAGACGGAGGAAGAAUUAUUCAAAGGCGAUAGGCGCAUAGCUAACAAAAUUAAAAGGUUCAAGCAGAAGCAGGCCCAGCAAAUGAACAUAUUCGAAAAUUUGGAGGAGGAACCUUUCAAUCCGGAUUAUGUUGAAGUUGACAGGGUGUUGGAUGUAUCUGAGCACACUGACGCGACGACAGGUGAGGUGGUGAAACAUUUCCUAGUGAAAUGGCGUGCACUGCAGUAUGAAGACUGCACUUGGGAGCUUGAGGAAGAUGUGGAUCCAAUAAAAAUUCAACUGUUCGAGAAAUUCAAUAAGGUGCCACCUAAAGAUACCUGGAAGCUGAAAAAGAGACCUAAUCCAGACCAAUGGACGAAAUUAGAAGCAUCUCCAAUUUAUAAAGGUAAUAAUAGCCUCAGAGAAUAUCAGCUUGAGGGUUUGAACUGGCUCUUAUUCUCUUGGUAUAACUCGAGAAAUUGUAUAUUAGCAGACGAGAUGGGUCUGGGUAAGACUAUCCAGAGUUUAACAUUCCUGCAUGCCGUGUGGCAAACCGGUAUCAGAGGACCCUUCUUAGUUAUAGCUCCGCUGUCGACAAUACCAAACUGGCAAAGAGAAAUUGAGAGCUGGACUGACCUGAAUGUUAUCGUGUAUCACGGUUCAUCAACCAGUAGAAACAUGAUCCAGGAAUACGAAAUGUAUUAUAAAAAUGAAAAAGGCACAUUCAUAAAAGACUUGACAAAGUUCAACAUUGUCAUAACCACUUUCGAAAUAAUCGUUACUGAUUCAGCCGAUCUCAAAGGAUUUAAUUGGAGAGUGUGUGUUAUAGAUGAGGCUCACAGACUCAAAAACCGAAAUUGUAAAUUGCUAGAAGGCUUAAGACAGUUGUCACUUGAACACAGAGUUUUACUAUCCGGUACUCCAUUACAAAACAACGUCAACGAAUUGUUCUCUUUGUUGAACUUCUUGGAGCCGACUCAAUUCCAAAAUUCAGAAAUUUUCCUUCAAGAAUUCGGUGCGUUGAGAACCGAAACGGAGGUACAGAAAUUGCAGUGCCUCUUGAAGCCCAUGAUGCUGAGAAGACUGAAGGAAGAUGUGGAGAAGUCGCUUGCUCCGAAAGAGGAAACUGUUGUAGAAGUAGAGCUGACUAAUAUCCAAAAGAAGUACUACAGAGGUAUUCUAGAAAGGAAUUUUUCCUUCUUAACAAAGGGUACCACCUAUUCAAACAUACCAAACCUGAUGAAUACCAUGAUGGAACUGAGAAAAUGCUGUAUUCAUCCCUACUUAUUGAAUGGUGCCGAAGAGCAGAUUGGUUAUGAUUACAAACAUCAACACGGUGAAGAUCCUGAUGCCUACUAUAAAUCAUUGAUAAACUCCAGCGGUAAAAUGGUGCUUAUCGAUAAACUGUUACCUAAGCUGAAGGCUAACGGGCAUCGAGUACUGAUUUUCAGCCAAAUGGUGAAAUGCUUGGAUAUACUAGAAGACUACUUGAUGUUCAGGAAAUACCCAUUCGAACGAAUUGAUGGAAGAAUCAGAGGAAAUCUCAGGCAGGCGGCCAUCGAUCGGUUCUCCAAACCUGACUCUGACAGAUUCGUUUUUCUUCUAUGUACCAAGGCAGGUGGUUUGGGCAUCAAUCUGACAGCCGCAGAUACAGUCAUCAUUUAUGACAGCGAUUGGAACCCACAGAACGAUCUCCAAGCACAGGCUAGGUGUCAUCGUAUCGGCCAGCAAAAAAUGGUGAAGAUCUACAGGCUGCUCUGCAGAAACACCUACGAAAGGGAAAUGUUCGAUAAAGCUUCAUUGAAGCUGGGUCUGGACAAGGCUGUACUACAGAGCAUGAACACUGCACAAGGAAAAGAUGCUGGCAACAGACAGCUCAGCAAGAAAGAGAUCGAAGAUCUCCUGAAGAAAGGAGCGUAUGGUGCUCUGUUGGACGAAGAAGAUGGCGACAAGUUUUGCGAAGAAGACAUCGACGUCAUUCUGGCCAGACGAACGCAAGUCAUCACAAUGGAGUCCGAGAAAGGUUCCACUUUCUCUAAAGCCAGCUUCGCCUCGAGCGCUAACAGAUCUGACAUUGCAGUAGACGAUCCAGAUUUUUGGAACAAGUGGGCCAAGAAGGCAGAAAUAGACACCACCGAGAAAGACGAAAGCGAGGAUCUGGUGAUAUCGGAACCUCGGAGACGAACGCAGAUCAAGAGGUACGGCCACGACGAGAGUGCCAUUGAUAUGUCGGAAUUGGAAAGUUCCUCAGACUCUGAUCCUGAGAACGAGGGGCUAGGCAUGGGAAUGAGAAGCAAGAAUAAGAAAUUGAGGAAGAGGAAGUAUAGACCCGAUGACUACAUCCCGAGGGAAGGCGAACCUAGAGGAGACAUUGUUUAUGGAAGCUGGGCUAGGAGAGAAUGUUUCAUGGUUGAAAGGGGACUACUCACUUUUGGAUGGGGAAGAUGGCAAGAAAUUCUGCUACACUCGCAGUUGAGGAAAGGUUGGAAGGAACAAGAUAUAGAGGACUGCGCUAGAGUGAUUUUGCUGUUUUGUCUGAGAUUCUAUAGAGGCGAUGAAAAAAUCCGGAGUUUCAUUUGGGAUCUGAUCGCACCUUGUGAGGAUGGUGGAGAACAGAAAAUAUCUAGAAAUCAUCAUGGAUUAAAAGAUCCGGUUCCCAGAGGAAUACGAAACAAACACAAGAAGAAAGAUAAGGGUAUUCUUUCUAAAGACUUGAGACAUCCUGCCAUAACAGAUCCGAAUCAUUGGAGUAAGAGUGAAAGAUACGAUGGUGAUAUAUUUCUGGAGAGCAACUACAAAAAGCAUCUUGGGAGGCAUGCUAACAAGGUUUUGCUGAGAGUGCGGAUGUUAUAUUACAUCAAACAUGAAAUAAUUGGUGACUUGGUGCAACACAUAGCUGACGGGGUACAUGCCAGUGCCCUGCCGAUUUACCCUCCCGUAACGGAGCAAUUACCUUGCAUUUGGUGGGAUGCGGAAUGCGACAGAUCCCUGCUCAUUGGCACUUGGAAGCACGGCUAUGAAAAUUAUACGGAGAUGCGUGUCGAUGCUACGCUAUGCUUCCUGGCCCGCUGCGGGCCGCCUUCAGACCGCGAGAUCCAGAUGGCGGCGACAAGUAUCGCGCAACCCCCUACGCCUGCACUCAACGAGGACGAAAACGAGGACGACGACACGAACGAGGAGUCCAGCGUCAAGGGCAAGAACAGGGACGCCUCGGAGGGCAACUCGGAGGCGGCAGAGCCCUCGCCGGGCCCUUCGGCCUCCUCGGAGACGCAGCCGAUGGAGGGGGAGGAGCGUGGCCUGGAGGAGGCCGAAGACAAGAGCUGGCCGACCAUCACCGACCUGAACACGAGGCUGCGGCGCGUCAUCACUUCUUAUCAGAGGAACUAUCGGAAGGAGGAGCAGAAAUUGGCAGCGAGCAAACAAAAGACGGCCGUGGAGGCGUCGGCGUUGGCGUCGCCGCUGGCGGCGCUCGCGCAGGCCUCGCACCAGUUCGACCCGAGGGACGCCGCGGCGCUGGGACUUCAAGGAUGGGACUUGCAGCAGCUGGCACUCUAUUUGCUGAUGGAGCGGCAAGGUAAGCAGGCCAUGGAGCAGGUGAUGCGAGAUCCGCACAAGGAGCGCGAGAAGCCGCUCUCCAUCUCGAAGCGUUGGACGAAGCGAGAAGAGGCCGACUUCUUCCGGGUCGUCUCCUCCUACGGCGUCAUCUACUACAGGAAGAAGAAGUCCUACGACUGGGCGAAAUUCAAGCAGCUGGCCAAGCUCGAGAAGAAGACCGACGAGGAGCUGACCGAGUACUACAAGCACUUCGUGAUGAUGUGCAAGAAGCAGACUGGGCUGAACAUCGAAGAUGGCAGCUACGACGGCACGAUCGAGCACGUCGGCGAAGAGAAGGCGAGGAGGACCUUGGAGAGGUUGGAAUUGCUGUCGAGGAUAAGGGAGGAGAUUUUGACGCACCCCAAGUUGGACGAGCGGUUGCGGGUGUGCGUGACGUCGGCGGAUAUGCCUGAUUGGUGGAUGGCCGGCAAACAUGACAAGGAUUUGCUGUUGGGAGUCGCCAAACACGGUCUUGGACGGACAGACUACUUUCUCCUUAACGAUCCAGACUUAUCUUUCCACGAGGUUCUCAGGAAGAAAGUCCGUUCCGAAACCCUAGAAAACAGAGAAGGAAUCAAACUAGAAAGCCACGAAGACAUCCUUAAAUUCGACAAAGACGAGAUCCUCGUGAAGCUGGAAAAAGGCGAGGGUACCCUGAAAAUAGAAAAAGUCGUCAAGAAAGACAACUCCGAAGAGAAAAAACCCGAAGACGAGAACAAAGUGAAUCUCACGAUAGUCAAGGCCGAUCAAGAAGCGCCUCAAGAAGAAACGAAAGACGAAGAAAAGGAGCCCGAGGAUGACGAGAAAAAAGCGGACGCGCCCGAAGAAGAAGAAGAGGAGGAAAAAGCCGAGGAGGAAGCUAAGCAAGAAGCCGAGGCGGUCGCUGACAAAGACCAGGAAUCGGAGGACCUUUCCAAGCCAAAAGACGAAAUGCUGAAGAAGAUGAUCGAGUCUGAGUCGGACUUGUGCUCGAAGCAGGCGGCUGAGCUGAAGGCAAUGUUCCCCGACUUGGAGGUUAUCCAGCCGCUCUCCCGGCUCUCGCAGGUCGACACUUUCGUGCUGCGUGACAAGCAGACAGGGGGCGCGCUAGACUUCAGCGAGACGACGGUAGCACAGCUUUUCAACACGGCCGUCAAGUGGCCCAAGGAGUACGCGAUCCAGGUCAGACUGCAGCACAUCAUCUACGCGGUGGAGACCAAAGAAUGGCCGGCCUCGAAGGCGUUCUCCGCCUAUGCGACGGGCAUCGGGAGCGAGUUCGAUGUGCCCAUCCACGAGUUGCCCGGGGAGGCGCCCAAGCGAGAGACCUCGACGCCCAUGUCGGUGGGGGAGCAGGACAUGAUGGCGUUGAGCGCGGAGAGGUACUCGACGGGCGGCAAGAAGCGCAAACGCCACAUCGCCAUUGACGUGGAAACGGAGCGCGCCAAACUGCACGCCCUUCUCAACAGCGCCCACCCCUCCAGCGCCGCCGCCGCCAACCCGACGUCGAGGCACGGCGCGCCGUGGGACAACGACGACUCGGAGGAGUCGUCGCGACGGUCGACACCGGGCCAGGGCGGGGGGCCGCAGCCGCCGCCCGCGCACCAGCAGGCUGCCCGCGUCGGCGCGGGCGGCAUGAAGAUGCCGUACGAUCUGCAGUACCACGCGGGGGCGGUGAAGACCAUCGGCCAGACCACGGUUAUACCGGGGACGAGCAGUACGCUCACGCCUAUCGACUUGAGUUCCAGCAUUCCGAAGAAUCCAUCUGAAAAAUCUAUGGACAUUCACAAUGAAGCACAAGAUUUUUCUGUGAAGAAACCUUCCACGCCCACACCCAAAGCUGGCAACAAACUAGAUGAUACAUUGUCCAAACUAAUGAAAAGAAAAAAUUGCCCGGAGCCGGAACAGCUGGUGGGCAAGGAGAAGAAGCGCAAGAAGCUCGACGAGAUCGUGUUGGGGCUGUCGGCCGCCAAGGAGCAGUCGCUGUUCCCGGAGCCGGCCAAGAAGCCGCCGGUCGCGCCCAGCGUCACCGUCACCCCCACCUCAGCCCCUUCUGCGGCUCAGCACAACCCCCAGCAGAAGCUAGAGCAGAAGCCGUUCACCAUAACCGUAACGUCGGUACCAUCGACGGUACCGUCGACCAGGAGCGGUUCCAUGCCGCACCUGCUGCCCUCGCUCUCCGGCACCAGCAAGGAGUUUUCGUCGUUCCUGGCGCAGGCCGAGCAGCAGAACAUGCUGCUGAAGAAGCAGCAGCAGCAGCAACAGCAGCAGCGCAAGAGCUACGAGGCGAUGAUCGCCGAUAUCGGGAAGGUGUCUGAUUUCAGUUCCAAGGUCAAUUCGUAUUCGCACGAAGCUAAGGUCAACAAGUGGCUGGCCGAGCAGAACGCCGCCCUCGCCGACCAGCCGUUGGGCGCCGGCGCAGAUUACCUGUCGCCGCGCAGGCGUCGGCCGCGCGUCGACCCCACCCUGCUCGACUGGAAGAAGCUGACGGGCGAGGAGAACGUCGCUGUCGUCCAUCGCGCCACCGGCAAGAAGCUGACGGGGCCCAAGGCGCCGACGCUGAAGCGGCUCGGCCAAUGGCUGAUGGAGAACCCGAUGUACGACAUCGAUCCCAAGUGGUCGGAGCUGGUGAAGGAGCGCGGGAAUUUGGGCCACGAUCUGCAGAAGCGGGUGCCAGGUCAACCCAGCGGCAGCGGCGGCCCCAAAUCCAAGUCGAACAUGCCAUCGGGCCGCCCCCCGCUGCUCGCUAGCCCCACCGGCUCCACCUCCAGCGUCAGCUCUGCCAACCUAGUCACCUCCAUGCCCUCGAGCAUGUCCUUCCCCUCUCUGAGCACCUCCACCCUGGCGGGCCUCAACUCGAAUCUCCUCUCCGGACUGUCCGGCCUCGGGCAGUUUGACCCCAAGUCCAACCCGCUCCUGAUGCCCUUCGCCGGCCUGCCCAACAUGGGCGCCCUUGGCUCGAUGGGCGGCCUCGGCAAUCUCAACAACAUGAAUCUGUUCGCCAAUCUAGCGGGCCUGGGACUGCCCGGAUUGGGCGGUAUGGACCCCGGCGCGUCGGCCGAUCUCUCGAAGAAUCUUUCCAAGUCGGGCGCUGGCAAGUCGGGCAAGCCUCAGGAGGCGCACAGCUCUAGCAAGGGGCAAAGCGGCUCGAACAUACCGACUUCGAAUCCCUUCCCGUUCUUCUUCCCGAACCCCAGUUUGCUGUACACUCCCAUCGGGCUCGGGGGGUUGAACCCUUUCACCUUGCAGCCGGGCAUGUCUGCGGCUUACGAUUCCUUGGCGCAGCAGUGCGGUUUGUUGAAUGGAGGCAUGAACCCUGCUGCGUCUCCCACCAGCGGAUCGAAGACGGGCAAAUCCUCCACGCAAAGCAGAUCCUCGUCUGUCACUAGCAUGUCUUCGAGUCAGAGCAAGGCUCCCAGAAUGUCCAGCAGAGACGCGCAUCUGCAACAGCUGCUGCUGCCUCCCGACACUCAAAUCCUCGAGAGCAUCUCGAAAGCCGCGAGUAGCUUAGACAUCACCUUGAAACAAAGCAAGAGUGACAAGAAGGAGGACAAGCGGAAAGCUUUGGAGAAUCUCAGAGGCAUGCUGCCCACGGAUUUCUCCAAUCCCAAAGACAAGAAAACACCCAGCCUGCCCGGCCUGGCAGACUUCACCAAACUGCUCGAGGCUCAAGUCGGCCAGACGAGCAUGAAAAAAUCGCACGAGCAACAAAUGAAGGAAGCCUUAGAGCACUUCAGCAGAACGAACGCCGAGUUGAUGGCCAAGGCCAUGGCCGAGGAACAGAGCAAGUACAUGUCGUCGGCGAAGCGGCCCAGAGAGUCCGCCGAGUACAUGGACAGGCCCAUACCGCCCGAGGACGACUACGUGCCACAGCCCGCGAAACGGAUGAGGGAGUCUGCUGAUAAAUCGCGAACGCCCACUCCCGCGCCGACCACACCUACUCCGGCGCCGACCACGCCUACUCCGGGGCCGAGCACGCCCACCGCGACCACGCCUACUCCGGCGCCGACCACGCCCACUCCUGUUCCGGUGCCGGCGACUGGGCUGUGCGAGCAGGAGGGCGUCGAUAUAGAGACGCUGUUGCCGCCAUCAACUGUGGUCAAGUCGAGCAGCUUGAGCCCCGAAAAGAGUGAGCGCGACAUGAAGGAGGGGAGUCCCGAGUCUGAGAGACAGGCUGAUGUUUCUGUGGAAGGUGAACUGGAACCGAGCGAGGAAAAGGCCUCCGACCCCACCGCCGCCGUCGAGGCCCCCGCCAAACCCGAGUCGGCCAGCGGAGAGGAAACGGAAUCCGCCCCUAAGAAGAACCUGAAGCGGCGCGGCAAACGCAGGUCCGGCGAAGCGUCCGUGCUCGACCCCGAGUCGGUGAUGGCGAAAAAGAAUUUGCGGUCGAGCGCCAGUCGAUCUGCCGCCGCCGCCGCUGCCCGCCACCGCAUGGAGGCGGAGAACGCGCAACGCGACAGCGAGAACAGCGGCGCGUAAGUGGGGGUCGCGAACGGGUGAUGAGCGGGUUUCCUUCGAGUGACGAAUGACGUUUCCUAGGGUUUUGGAAUGAGCCAUAGUGGAAGGAGACCUUCCACUAUGGAAUGAGUGUAUUGUUCGUGUCAAACCCUGACAUAUAUUCUAUCUAGACAGCUAGAAGCUAAUCCCAGCAUACCCAGAAACUCGCUUCUGCGCAUUGCGCUGGAAAUCCGAAUAUGUCAUUCAUGACUUCAAUGUGAUAUUAAAAUCAGGCAAGUGACUAUUUUGUUUAUAGUUGUCCGCAUUCAAAUAUCCAGUGAAGUGAGGAAGACCCUCCGAUUUCCCUACAAUCGCAAAAGUGGCCCAAAUUCAUGAGUUUUACAUGAUGGGUCCUAAAUGCGAUCUCGUAAAUGGCAUAGCUUCUGUCUUAUGGCAAUAGCGGUCUAGAUAGUAUAAAUGUCAGUGGUGUCACCGUUCAUGGCGUGUACAGGGUGUUUAGUUUUUGAUGCUUAUGCGUGAUAUCUCAGUUAUCUUUGGAGAUAGAGUGUUGCGGUUUUCUCGGUCCUGUGCCACUUUUUCGUGAAACUCAAGAUGGCCUAAUUAGAUUCUGCAUAACUGUUUCAGUUUUGUUUUUGGACCCCCUCUCUAUGAGAAUCUUAUCCCAUAAAGAAUUUCACGCAGAAAUCAGUGGCGCUCUAUAUUUUUUUUGGGGUAUGGUUUCGGAGAUACGACUGGAACUUAUGAUUUUUCAAAUGGAAUACCCUGUAUUUUAUUAGCUCAUUGAAUUUUUUUUUUCACCAAAAUGAUAUAUCAUGAUCUAUGAAUAUAAAAUUUUCCAUAAUACUCCAAAAUCACUAAAACAUCAAAUUCAAAUAGAAGUUUGAAUUUUUCAUAUAAAAAAGUUACAAUUGAAGGAAUAUUUUCUUUGAUUUUUCCAUGAAGAAAACAAAAACAAUACAAACACCAAUUAACUAACACAGCACAACUUAGGUACCUAAUUGCAACAAAUAAAUAGUAAUAUAAAGAACAUAAUGUAAAAUAAGCACCUGAAUAAAUAUUUAUAUAUUUCGAAAUUAUUCAUUAGCUUAUUCAUUGACUUUUUAUCACAAUUCAUUUGCUGCUAUCAGGUACCUAAUUUUUGUAUUUUGAAGGGAAAUCAAUAAGGAAUUUGAUGAGCUUAUUGAAUACAGGGUGUUCUGUUUGAGUUUGAGUCGUAUCUCCAAAACCAUAACCCAAAAAAAAUGAGUGCACCACUGGAUUCUGCGAAAAAUUCUUCACGGGAUAAGAUUUUGAUUUGACAUUUUCGCUGAGAAACUUUUUUCAUAUAAAGUGGGUCCAAAAAGUAUAAAUUUACAAGAUCGCCCUGUAUCUCAUAAACGGAAACAGUUAUGCAAAAUCUAAUUAGGCCAUCUUAUGUUUCACAAAAAAGUGGUACAGGACCGCGAAAACCACAAGGUUCAAUCUCCAAAGAUAACCGAGAUAUAACGCAAAAGCAUCGAAAACUGGACAACUACUUUUACCUCAGAUCAACAAGGAACUUCAGGUGCAAGUUGCCAAACUGCGGGUAUGUUAUCGAAUGUUUAUACAUCUUGCUGAUAUGUUUUUAUGUCCAUUCACUUCAGGUAUUUGAUUUGAGCAUGCAGUAAUCACAAUGAUUCCCUUCUCAAGUGUGGUGGGUCAGCUGCAUAAAUAGUUUUCAAUAGUACAUGACUUCUACUUCGUCCAGCCACCUUGGCUGCUUACUUCUAACUAACUACUAAAUGCUAAGUAUUCCAGAAUCUGGAAGAGCAAAGGACAUGAAUACAAAAUACACCCACAAUAGUGCUGACAAUCGUUUUGAGGCAAGCCGACGUACUCGCUAAAUUUAUCACUUUUCUACACAGACUAGUACAUUGUUGCCAAUUCCCAACAAAAGCAUUAUAGGUAUAGGUACCAGUACAUAUUGGGACCCAAGUUAUAUUACACAUGGAAGUCACACAGACCAGCACUUGACGUCGCAAAAUAAAACCCCUUGAAAUGGUCUGCACUGAUUUUGGUGCUUUCUAACCAGUCCGUUAAUCUAUAUUGUCGACUGCGCAACUGUCUGAUAUAUUCGAAAGGAAUAUUCAAAAUGCAAUCGAAUCAUUGAUUAUUAGGUUGAAGCGGGUUGAACAUGUACUUCAAAUGGGACACUGGGACGGAAAGCUCGUUCUAUGUGUACGACUGCCGGGACUGAGUGACAUGUGUAAUUUGUUCCAUAUUUAGAACGGUAGGCCUCAGGAAGAUAUAGAAACUAUCAGUUUCUCGUUGUUCUAUGAAUUGUGUUAUUACUAGAAAACGAGAUAUUUUCAAAGGUUUCGAUUUGGAAAAUAAUUAUCUAGCAGAGCCGAAAAAAUUAAAGAACCUCUAUAAAUAGCACAUCACUGCAUUAGAGGUGACAUAUUGUCUUGUCUCUGCAUCCUUGUUGAUCUAAGGUACUAUCCCUUUCUCUUUAAAUGUCAUGUGGUGAUGACGUAAUCGCCAAGAACGGUGACUUGAACUGUUGUAAUCUUUGUAUUUUAAAGGUGGCAUACUUCCAUGCAUUACAUCUAUAUACAGUGUUGUCCUUGAACCAACAUCAAAUGGUUUUUUUUAGUAGUUGGUUUACACGAAUUUAGGAGUGAACAUUGAAGUUACAGUGUUUCAUAGCUUUUCUGAAAAUAUGAAAAAGUUUUGCUUUCCAUUCUACUGGCUAAGAUCAAAGUAUAGCUUCAUCAACUAGUAAAAUGAAAAAAAUAUGUAAUUUCGCAUAUUUGUAUUUUUGAAUAUCCAAUCAAAAAUAGUUUCAAACAUAUAGUGAGCAGUUACCUCUCCCAAUGGUCUUCCAGUUUUUUGUUUGUAUAUGCCAAAAAAAUUGUUGAAAAAAAUCGCUACAAAAAUUCAAAUUAUUCAAAUCUGGAAGGUGGAAUGAAACAAAAAAAAAACAUUUUUUGGAUCAACUUUGACUUUUUGGUAAAGAAUGUAAAAUUUCAAGGUGGUUGCAUUAUUUUCAUAGUCAAACAGUUCUAUGAACACCAAAUUCGCGUAAACAACAUAAUGAAAAAAAAAUCUCUUUUGAUGUGAACGUUAUAAGAAUUCGUGUUAUUUCAACACUGACAUCUUGAAAUUCGCUACAUCCAUUAUACACAUUCUUCUUAAAUUAUUUUCAGUUCUACUCCUAAUAUAGGGAGUUGUGAAAUAUCAUGGUUACCUAUCCCUAUACCAACUUGAAUUAUCUUAUUCAAUCGACAUUAUGACCACGUUUGCUCUGUAAUGAAUUUCAAGUCUUUGUUGUAAUUUCAACGAUAUUAUUGAAUCGCCCUGUAUAAUUUUCUUUGGAAACGUUGAAAUUUCGAUGUAUUGGGAACUCGCUCAUUACAACAAGGCGUGUGGGUAUUCUGGUGAACUGUGAUACAACUAUUCGAGAAACGCUUCUGAAGUGUUGUGUGGUGUAUAUUGUAAGGAAACUGAAGAUGAUUAAUAUUACGCUUGAAAAACGCAUGUAUUCCCCCAACGGUCCGAUCGGUGAAUGCCCAAAAAGAGGGUUCACAUAGAAAUCCAAAUAUGGUUCUCAAAACACCUAGGGCAAGUACUCAAAAUUGUUUGACAACCUUCAUUAUCUGAAUUAUUGUUGGUGUCUAAGUGGUGCACUAAAUAGGGAUAUUUCAUUCACUUUACCCGUCAUGGUCAAAGCUGAUUAUUGUGUUCAACAGUGACGUCAUUUCCGUUUGGGUACACCUCCCCUACCUGCCUUAGGCUUCACCAACUCGAUAGUUGGUGAAGGUGAAACGUGAAUAUUUGUUCACAAUAAUUGAUGAAUGUGAAAAAUGGAGGAUAUAUUAAGCGAACAUCCAAAUUAAUAAUGAAUGGAGGCAGUGGAUAUUGAAGUGGAGAUACAUGGGGAAACUGUGGUAAUGGGUAAAGUGAAAGAAAUAGGAUUUCAAAAAUAGUUAAUGUUGACGUCAUUAUGACGUAGUUGUCUCCCACCACCUUCACCGAAAUAGUCUAACCGUGUUAAAUGUAGAAUGAAAUAUCCCUAUAGUGUUGAAGACCUGUACAUUUAAUGAAACCUUUGCUCUUAUAUGGAUGUCGUACAAGUUCAAGUGGUCAAAUGAAAAAACAUUGUGAACAGUUCAAACGAACCAUACACAACUUUGAAUUCAUCAAUCUUACUGGAUUUCUGUGUGAAAACCGUUUACUGGCUGGACUACAAUUUUAUGGAUUAACAAUACUUAGGGUGUAAUUAUUGACAUCUAGUAGGCUUAAAAAGAACGAUUUUGUUAUGAUUUUGCCGGAUUUGCACAGAGCCAAUCUCCCUAGAGUACGACUUCAGAAAUUAUUGGGAUUUAUGACAUUUGCAGGCGUUGCAGUCAUUAGAUUUCAAAAUUUUUCACUGGGUACCAUUUUCAGAUAAUGCAUUUUUGUAUUAACACUAAAAAUUGAUGAUACUUACAGUAUUGGUUGACCCUUUUAAGAAGAUAAGUAAUGAGAAUUGAGUUCGUUAUUUACUAAAAUCCUUCAAUAAUUUUCUACCCCUACAUUCUGCUUGCAUUUUCAUUUUGUUUAACCAAAAAAUCACAGUUGCACAUUAACAAAUUCCAUAAACAUCCUGUGGAGUGUGGACUGUGGGUGCAAUUAUCUUCUCCUGAAGUACUUUACUUCAUAAUUAUUAUUCAUUUUAUUUUUACAAUUUACAAUCCCUUUUAUUCAGCCUCUAUACAUUUUACAUAAUGUAGUAAUUCAUUUUGAAUUUGAAGAAUAACUUUGUUUUUAAUUUACUAAAGACUGUUUACCUUAUUGGUUGCUUUUUACUUGAUUAUUAUUUAAGCUGAUUUCUCUAGAAAUUUAUUUACUUUACAUCUUUUACGAAAUGGCGAUUUACAUUUUUAUUUUAUUUUCUGGAGUUGUUUGUUUUUUUUUCCUCUAGAGAAAAUGGCCUGAUGAUAUAGACUCGAAUGCUAGGAGAUGCUUCAAUAUGAAUUCCUUCCCCAUUCUAUAUUUUCAGUUUCAAGUGCGAUAUUUGAUGCGUCUCCUAAUCAGAAAGUUGACUUAAUAAUACACAUGAUAUUUUGAUUCUGAUUUUCUACAAUUUGUAUAUAAUUAUUAUGUUUAGGCGAUAUGUCUUGAUCAUUUUUGAAGUGCAGUGUGACGAGUGUAAAUAAAUUCUAGUGUAUUUUAGUUUUCCUUUUUUUAUUCGAUGUUUGUGAAAUAAAAAAGAAACAUCAUAUUUAUUUUAGUUUUCUACUGUCCUGGCGUAUUUAUUUUAGCUGCAUUUGCGAGUUUAGACGAAAGCCAAGCCCUACUAGAUCUGUUGUCCUCAUAUACAACGUGUACACGUAUCAUAGUAGCUCUCUGAAUUAUUGUUUGUUAUAAUGUUCAUAUAGAUAAUUAAAUAAUAUGAAUGAAAUCAUAUUUUCUUUCACAUGGAACAUUGCCGCAUGAACAGGAAAUAUUCCGCGAAUAAUACCAAGAAUGAAUCGACCAUUUUCCCCAACUUCUAAGAAAAAUAACUCAUUAGGCCUGUCCGUUUGUGCUUGCUCUACCUGCUGAACUUGAUUUUUUUCUAUUACUUGUUUUAGAGGCAACUAUGGGAAAAAAUUUAUUUAAUUUAGCAAGUAUAGCACUACAAAGGAGCAGGGCUAUUGCUUAAAAUGGGUCACGUCGUA